AUGGUACUCUGGCCACUGUUCCGGCAGAUCUUUGAAGCGACUGCUUCGGUGCUGCCGACCAAGUCCAACCGGGAGCAACACGCGGAACCCCAUGAUAUCAACGACGAACGUGUUCAGCAGGUCCUGACGAAAGAGCAAUCCAGGGUCAGCACCGUACGCGAGGAACCUGCCUCCGCCGUCAGAAAAGAUAUCGUUCCGGAGCUGGCGUCUGUUUCAGAAGGCGACCCGGACGCGUCCUUUGACAGCCUGCGGGAGCAUUUUGCCCGCAACGCGGUUUAUGCCUUUCGUCCUUACCCGCCGCAUCGCGAGAAACACGGUCGCAGCAAGGUUGGCGGCUUACCGAGUCUUCCCAAAAAUGUCCCGUGGCCAAAAGCGCCCGGAGCCGCUGGUCACGUGAAGGCCGGCCUGCCGCUGCAUUUCCUUGCUCAGAUAGAUCUUGCAGACCUUCCCUGGCGCCCGGAAGGUAUUCCAGAAACGGGAUUGCUGCUCUUUUUUGGCCGGUUCGAUGAGAGCCUCACAUGGGCUGAACCGGAUGUCGCCCCCCAAAACGACAUGCAAGUUCUUUAUGAUGCAGAGUACUCCGGCACUGCGACAGCCUUCCCGAAAAACCUGCCGCCCAUCAAGGACGGCAACUAUCAUUUCGACCUGCUUUUCGGCCUCCCGGGCGAUGAGAAGACCAGGGUAUUUCCGGAAUGGCCGCUGAAUUUUGCGAAAGUCGAAACCAUGCCGGAGAGCGCAGCUCUGCCUUUUGCCUCCCCAGAGGGAUAUGAUCCGGCUCACAAACAUCAUCUUACGGCACAGCUGACAGCGGCCUUCGCCACAAUGGAAACAGACAAUGCCGACAUUUGCGAAUUUCAUCUGUUUCAGCCCAGAACAGAAGAGGAGCGUGCCGAAGGCAAGCCCCUUGUCCUGAGGCCGCAUUCCGAAACGGGCUUUCCCUUUGCACCAAGGGGAAUGUCGCUCAUUUGCCGAAUUCUGCGGAACCGGCACGGAGCAAAACUGGAAGAAACCGGAUUUGAAACCUGUUUCGAAGACUGGCAGAUGCAAGCCGAGACGUUAAAGGAAAGCAAGUUCGAACAGCGAAUGGUCAAUGCGUUCAUUGAAGAUCUGAACGACUUUCUGGAACAAGCCGCCGACAAACGCUACAGCGCCUAUCUGAAGGCCGACAUAGAGCGAGCCCUGCACAGACUGGUCACCGAAACCGGUGGAAGUCCGAACCUGUCAAAACUCGUUCCCGAAGCGGUGUAUGCCGCUGCCUCAGACAGACACCCGGUUUUUCUGAAAGACGAAAAUGGCAUCAAGUGCCCGGAAUUUCCCGGUGCCCGCUCAGGCAACUGUUACCAUCAGAUGUUCGGACACCUGUCUUCGGUGCAAUUCAACCUGCCGCAUGACAGCGCCGAGCAGUUACUGCUGCAGUUGUUCAACGACUGGGGUGCGGAAAUGAGCAUCCGCGAUGGCGGUGAGUUCGAUUUCAUGAUCGAGGAAAGCGAUCUGCAUGACCAUGAAUUCGACAGGGUCAAGGCAGCGUGCGGCGGUCACUGA
Effrenium voratum is the source of this 1542-nucleotide messenger RNA. Lineage: Eukaryota; Dinophyceae; Suessiales; Symbiodiniaceae. The record is from the annotation of a GenBank genome assembly.